AGGAGCUUGAAACCGGAGGGAGCACUGACAGAAAAUUAAAAAUGAGGUUCAUGCUGAUACAAUGGAUCGAAGAUCCCCCAAAAUGGGAUGUGCUUCCAACCAAUAAAAUGAUACAUGGCCGCUGUGAAAUAGGUUGUAUAUGUGACGUUUCAUACCAAGAUGAGUCAACCCCUGCAAAAAUUUUAAACAUUGGAACUAGAUCUGCAAUGCUGAAGCAGCUAAAUAUGGUCAUCAACAGGAUGGGGCCUGAAGGAAAUGGAGAACAAUUGGGGAGAGGGCAGCGCAAAAAAUACCGCCGAAUACUGUCGGAGAGCUCCAGCAGUGAGGAAUAUGAGCCUGUCAACAAACAGGUUGCUGCAAAGAACAUAAACAGGAUAAGAGCCAGAUCUUUUCUACAGCAGUAUAAUCAAGAAAAAGAAUCAAACAGGGAGGCAGUAACAUCUAGAAACAGUGACAGUGAAUUUAAUGUUCAAAUACUUGCAGAACUUGCAGAAAUCAAGAGUGCUCUUUUGGAAACUCUGACACUUUUAAAAAAUGGAUGCACUCCAUUAAUGACUGCGCCAAUCCCAACACUGGGAACCCCUCCUGGACCCACUUCAGAUUUGAUUCCCGGCAGUUCAGAGUCUUCUGCAGUCAUACCAGCCCCGAGUUCCUCUCUUCAGACUCUUAAUAUAAAGGAGUCUAGAAGUAAUGGUAACUGCAAAAAGGUAAGAAUUGGCCCCAACAUGUCAAUCACUGCUGAACAGUUUGCCCACGUGAAAUGGACUGAUCACAAAAAAGCCACAAAAGACCUCUUGCUGGCAGUGUUUGGAAGAGGUGUUCUCGCAACACACUGCUACACAGGAAGAUGUUCCAAUGCAUUCAAAAACAAAGCAGCCAAACCUCAACUUGAUUCUGAAAAAGUGUCUGACAUCAUUAGCUACAUCAAAAAUAAAUUCAAUGUUGAAGCAAAUGUAAAUAAGAAGGCCAUCUCCCAGAAAUGCACAGAUGAAUGCAAGUUGGCAAAACGGCACAACAGUGAUUGUGUGUAAUGUUGUAUUUCCCAGUUACUGCUUUAGUUAUUGUUUGUUUGUGAAAGCCUGUAAUGAAUAUCAGUUGAACUGAGAACAAAAAGGUAAUAAAUUCAAUAUAAUUCAAGUUAUGAAACAAGACUAAAUUA
Messenger RNA from Carassius carassius (crucian carp), 1159 nucleotides. RefSeq lists its product as uncharacterized. Bases 42 to 1031 code for a protein of 329 amino acids. Gene Ontology annotation, molecular function: transcription corepressor activity; DNA binding. The transcript has 8 exons. Gene Ontology annotation, cellular component: nucleus. NCBI's taxonomy places the organism in Eukaryota, Metazoa, Chordata, Actinopteri, Cypriniformes, Cyprinidae. Gene Ontology annotation, biological process: positive regulation of neuron differentiation; negative regulation of Notch signaling pathway. The record is from RefSeq and is a predicted model, not a curated record.